UUGGCAACUCAACCCGCCUUGAUCGUUAUGCUUCCUCCUUCGCCAUUUCGUUUGAAUUAAUGUCGUUUAAAUUUAAUUAAAUUUGUUAUUAAACUGUGACUCUUCAAUUAAAAUCCAAGAUGAGUUACUCAAGAGGUGCUCCUAAUAUUGAUGGAAUGACUUCUUUAAAGGUGGAUAACUUAACGUACCGCACUACACCUGAAGAUUUAAAACGAGUUUUUGAAAAGUACGGCGAUGUUGGAGAUGUUUAUAUUCCAAGACAUCCAUAUACCAGAGAGAGCAGAGGGUUUGCUUUUGUUCGCUUUUACGAUAAUCGAGAUGCAGAAGACGCUAUGGAUUCUUUGGAUGGCUAUAUCUUAGAUGGACGUGAAUUGAGAGUUCAAAUGGCUAGAUAUGGUCGACCUGGUGAUCCUAGGCGAGGUUCAAGAUCAAGACGCCGGCGUUCCCGCUCCAGAUCACGUAGCAGAAGCCGACGACGAUCUCGCUCCAGAUCUAGGAGGUCCAGAUCAAGAUCACGAUCAAGACGUCAUCGUAGUCGCUCUAGAAGUCGUUCUGGUAGUCGUCAUCGUCGAGAUGAGAGAUCUAGAUCUGAUAGUGCUGGGAAAAAGAAGAGAGAUAGUAAGUCCAAAAGCCGAUCUAGGAGCAUAAGUAGAGAUAAAAAUGGUGAAAGGGAAAGAAGUUUAAGUCGAAGCAAGUCUCGAAGUAGAAGCAGAAGUGCAAGCCUUGAUAAGGAAGUCAAGAAUGAUAUUGACUUGAGAGAUGGAAGCCGAAGUCGAUCUCACAGCAUUGAAGCUGAAAUUUAAGCUCCAUUAGUAACCACAAGAAUUCAUCUGUCAUCUUCUAAAAUGUGAAAGUGCAGCCCUUUUUUAAAGGUUAUAAUUUUUUUUUUAUAUGUACUUUUUUGGCAUGAACUAUCACUCCAAAAGUGUUAAAACUUUAUAAUUAGUUCAUACAUAUUAUUUGAUAUUCAUGCAUAAUGGUUCAUUUAAUUUAACUACUUCGCAGCUUCGAGUAAAUGUGCUAAAGGAUUGAUAGGUAUGUUUAAAAUUAAAAUUGCCUGCUAAUAUGAAUCAUGUUAAAAAAAAAUUUCUUGUUACUUUGUAUGAAGUGUAUUAUGAUUAAGUAUUUUUUGAAUAAAAGUAAUGUUUUUAAAUUUUGAUCGUUUAUCCAAUAUUAAAUUUAUGGUGGAAUUUGUGUUUGUGAUAUAAUUUAAACUGCUUGAUCUGACAAUUUUUGUAUUGUCUGUAACCACAGGCGCAGUAGUAUGCUGUAAUUGGUGAGCUGUGGCAGUCACAUGGUGCUGAUCCUGUGGUGUGCUGUCCUGAUCCUGGUCCGGUUGCUGAUUAAAUUCCGGGUUCCAGCGUAGCAGUUGUUCCGGGGAAUAUGUGGCCGAAAGUUUACCUUUCUUUCUCUUUUUGAAAAUUUAACUCAAAAUUUGAAUGAGUUGGAACCCCAUUAAAUUUAAAUUUUAGCCUGAAAUAUUUGAAGCUAUUGCUUUUCAGAAAAUAACAGCAUGACUUGGCUGGUUUAAAUAAGUGAAAAUAUUUCAAACAUAAAGAACUUGAAAUAAUUUCACUGUUACCGAGAUCCCGAAUGUAUUACGCCAAAUGGUAAAGUGUGAUUUUUCUUUACAAUCUUUUGUAUUAAGCACUUAUAUCUGGGACCUUAUGCAAGUACAGCUAAUGUGGGUUAUUUGUAAGGUAUGUAAUUGCCUUACAAAUAUCCUAACAAUUUCAGCUUAAGUAAAUUUAGAAAAUGACUGCUUUCCUUCAACCAAUGUCAUGUCAUAAACAUUAAAGUAUUUGUUCCAACAUUAUUUAGGAAUUAAACAAAGCAUUACCACAUUAUUUGUCCUUGCAUCAUGUCAAAGAUUUAAUAAAAGUUGUUUGUUUAAUUGCUAGAUUCAUUUUCAGGUCGAAGCAGAAAAGUUCAGUUUGUGAAGUAGUAAUUUUGUAGAUUGAUGUCUGAUUUAUUAGAAAAAUAAAAAUUUAUCAACUGUCAUGAAAUAAA
Molecule: messenger RNA, 2010 nt
Organism: Parasteatoda tepidariorum (common house spider)
Lineage: Eukaryota; Metazoa; Arthropoda; Arachnida; Araneae; Theridiidae
Gene: SC35
Product: SR family splicing factor SC35
Molecular function (GO): RNA binding
Source: RefSeq, a predicted model, not a curated record